This is a messenger RNA of Mesocricetus auratus (golden hamster), 558 nucleotides long. Its product is annotated as cAMP-dependent protein kinase inhibitor alpha-like. The record is from RefSeq and is a predicted model, not a curated record. Gene Ontology annotation, molecular function: cAMP-dependent protein kinase inhibitor activity. The coding region runs from base 168 to 398 and encodes 76 amino acids. The transcript has a single exon. Lineage: Eukaryota; Metazoa; Chordata; Mammalia; Rodentia; Cricetidae. Gene Ontology annotation, biological process: negative regulation of cAMP-dependent protein kinase activity. Gene Ontology annotation, cellular component: cytoplasm; nucleus.
GCCCGGAUGCGCUUCUUCAUCCCGAAGCUCCUUGAAUAUCAAGGCCUGAUGUGCCCAAGAAGCAAUUUCUGGUAGAAAUCUGAAGAUUAUCUUUAAGGAAUAAAGGUCAAUGAAUUAAGGACAAGAAGGUUUCAAAUCAGUCCCUGCUAUGUGGAUAUUUGUUAGCAAUGACUGAUGUGGAAACUACAUAUGCAGAUUUUAUUGCUUCAGGAAGAACAGGUAGAAGAAAUGUAAUACAUGAUAUCCUGGUUUCCUCUGCAAGUGGCAACAGCAAUGAAUUAGCCUUGAAAUUAGCAGGUCUUGAUAUUAACAAGACAGAAGGUGAAGACGAUGGGCAGAGAAGCUCCACAGAGCAAAGUGGGGAAGCCCAGGGAGAAGCCGCCAAAUCUGAAAGCUAACACUCCAUUCUGACCUUCAACAACACCUGACAAUGUGGCGAAUCUCCUGGCUUCGCUCGGAUGUAUUUGCUGCCAUGAGUGAAAAGGAGGGGAAGAAAAUGGCUGUGCUGCAUGGCAAGAAGCUGUGCGUUGCCAUGUUUAAUGGCGGCAUCAGACUUCC